AUGGUGGUGAUGAAGAUGAAGUUCCCCUUUGAGAAAAGGGUGAAGCUAGCCCAGGGACUGUGGCUCCUCUCCUGGACUGCCACAAUCGCCGGGGCCGUCACCUUUACCCUGGGGUGCAUCCUCAAGACGGAGCUCCGCAGGAGGGCAGAGGUAAUGGAUAACUCAAACGUACAUAUUGUGCCCAAUACCCUCAUGAUUGUUGGUCUGGCCUCCAUGGGUAUCAACUACUUUGCGUCAAAGAUCUGUCAGGAUGCCCUGGAUGUCGGGCGAUUUCCUCGCUGGAAGACCUUCUUGAAGCCCUAUUUUGCUGUCUCUUGUUUCUUCACUGUCCUCAUGCUGCUAGCUGUCAUCAUGAGCUAUGUAAUGAGGGGCAGUCUGGAGGGUUCUCUGAAGGUUGGCCUGAGGAACGGCAUCCGCUUCUACAAGGACACAGACACCCCGGGCCGCUGCUUCCAGAAGCAGAAUAUCGAUCGCCUGCAAAUGGAGUUUCAGUGCUGUGGAAACAACGACCACAGGGACUGGUUUGAGGUCCAGUGGAUCAGCAACCGCUACCUUGAUUUCAGCUCUAAGGAAGUGAAAGACCGUAUCAAGAGCAACGUGGAUGGCCGUUACUUGGUAGAUGGAGUCCCAUUCAGUUGCUGCAACCCCAGUUCUCCACGACCAUGUAUCCAGUAUCAGCUUACCAACAACUCAGCUCACUAUAACUACCAAUACCAGACCGAGGAGCUCAACAUCCACCUCCGAGGCUGCAGAGAGGCCCUGGUCAACUACUACAUGGGCCUGAUGAACACCAUUGGGACUGGAGUACUGUCAGUCUUCCUCUUACAGUGCUCUGUGCUGGUGAGCUUGCGGUUCCUGCAGACCUCCAUGGAGGCAGUGGCAGGGAACGAAAAUACAGAGAUCGAGACAGAGGGGUACUUGCUGGAAAAAGGAGUGAAAGAGACCAUCAUGGAGUAUAUAGACCCUGUGCUGAAGUUCCUCCUGCUUACAAACCAAGUGGAAGAGGGCACUCCGGCAGGUGCUGACCCAGCAUAAACCAGCGAUGACGUACGCACAUGUAAAUAAUUUCUACGCAGAGAGGGCAACUAAUGAACGAUCAUUUAAAAUUAAAAACAGAACAUUAAUCACAAUUUUCUAUGAGUUUCGUGGAUUUAGGGAUAGUAUUUUUUAUCGUCCGAAGACCAUCACAAGUAAAAUAAAUGUAUUUCAUUCAAAUUCCAAAUGCUGAACUGAUACCCUCUCUGUAAACCACCUGAAAAGAUGCCCACAGAUGUUAUUGAAAAUGAUGAUGAUUUCUGCUGUUUUUCAGAUUCUUGUCACUCCU
This is a messenger RNA of Thunnus maccoyii (southern bluefin tuna), 1324 nucleotides long. RefSeq names its product retinal outer segment membrane protein 1a (gene rom1a). The transcript is spliced from 4 exons. Gene Ontology annotation, cellular component: membrane. Gene Ontology annotation, biological process: visual perception. Lineage: Eukaryota; Metazoa; Chordata; Actinopteri; Scombriformes; Scombridae. Bases 1 to 1035 code for a protein of 344 amino acids. The record is from RefSeq and is a predicted model, not a curated record.